AUGAUCCUCGAUGUUCUCGGGGCCCCUUUGUCCUCGCAGGUUUUUCUGCGAUGGGCGAGGGGCCAGCAUCUCAGGGCAGGUAGUGCGGUUUUUCGGGCUAUUGGGAUUCAUUUUUCAUCCUGGCCGUAUUUGCUCCUCCGCUUGCACCCCGAUGGUGGGUAUACCCAGGCCGACAAGCAGCGCGUCGCCAAGUUGCUCCUGGAUGCCCCGAGGCACGAUCUUGACGUGUACAGUUUCGGUUUGCGAAGCAGGUUUCCAACAGAGAGGCUUUUGCUCGGCAUGGAGUGCGUUGCCACAGUUGCGCACGAUUUCGACAACAACCCCGCUGGCAUCGACGCGAUCGAACGGCUCAAUGCACACUUGACAACCAACCACCCGAGGCGAGCCCCAGCUCGCGCUUUCGCCAACGCCGCUCGCCAGUUCGUGAUCCAUGAGGCCGCAGUCGCGCACAUGGCGGCUGGUGGCGACCACCCGUUGGCCACGCGAGCUUAUACUUCAGAAGGCCGGGAGUACUUGUGCCAAACGUGCCCUCUUUUGUUGCCCAAGGCGGCGUGCCCCCCGACCGUCGUCGACGAUGUUUCUAGCCAGCGCCUUGCCCGCGCUUCGCCGUGCCCCUCGAUCAUCGACCGCGCGCCCGGCCAGUGCGAUGAGUCUCCUUCGUCGUCCACGCAGGCUGUGGCAACAACGUGCAUCGCGGACGCCAUCACUGGAUAUGGCCAGCAACUCGAGCAGGAUUUAGUUGACGAUGAGACAUUGUUUUUUGGCGACGCUGUCGAGCUCGCGCGGACAGAGACCACUUUUGCGGAGCCAACUGGCAUUCAGACUGACGUCGUGGACGGGCCCCCGCCAAAGAGAGGUUUGUCUCCAAUGAUGUUAGAGCGGAACGCAUAUAUUCAUUCAGUCAAGGUUGCUAAAGGGUCGCCUCUCACAUGGGGCGAAAUCAAAGCGGCCCGCGCAGCGUUCUCCGAGAGAUGGGAGGCGCUCACGCCGGAGGCCCGGGGUGGGUUUGUGGAAGCGUACAAUGAGUGGCGCAUCGAGACAACAGUGCGUGAUACCUUGGAGCUUCCAAAAUAUAAAGGCAUAUGGGGAGGCGGGUCAACCUCUUAUCCAGUCACACCCGAAGAAUUCCAUAGUUGGAUCGUGCAUCACGGAUGGCCCAAAGACCCCGAGAUAUUCGACGAGUUCGCUGAAUGCGACGUCAACCCCGACUCCAGUGGACCAUUCGCUGAUGCUGCUGAUUACUUUGUCUGGGGCUCGGGGCGCGCUGCGAGAAAUGUCCACAGGUCGCAAGUUCGUUCCGUUCACCAGUUUAACCUCGUUGAGGCUGGCUUCAACAAUUUCUUGGAGAGCAUCGGCAAGGACGACGCGGAGUCAGGAGAGGUGAUGCUGAUGGUCGUUGGCGCACCUUUGCUUGCUCCUGAUGGCGCUUAUCAGCGGCGCUCGUUUGUGGUGUCUGGAAUUUCGUGGAACCCGAAGGCGAGAGAGGUCCAGUAA
Molecule: messenger RNA, 1494 nt
Organism: Prorocentrum cordatum
Lineage: Eukaryota; Dinophyceae; Prorocentrales; Prorocentraceae
Source: the annotation of a GenBank genome assembly